AUAUAUAAAAACAUACGACAAUACCAGAAAGUACGCAAUUUUCAUUUCGUAGUGAAUUUGAGUACUUUACCUACAGUGAAGUGAAACACUGUCGAGAAAGAGGGAAACGAACAAGACGCAACCAAUAUAGUGAAAAUUUAUAUAAAAAAAAGUACAUAUAUAUAUUUAAUAGGUUUAAGUAUUAAACUCAAAAGACGAAGAGGUAAUAAUACAACAAAAAAAAUUAUGCACACACGGUUUAAAAUGGCUACAGAGUCGGAAUCGGCUGCAGAAUUCUCGGUAGAGCGUAUUGAGGACAAACGUGUAAUAAACAACAAGGUUGAAUAUUACCUGAAGUGGAAGGGUUAUCCAAGAAGUGAUAAUACUUGGGAACCUGUAGAAAAUUUAGACUGUCCUGAUUUGAUCGCCGCAUAUGAAGAAUCCAUCAAGUCCAAAAAAGAUAACAAAAAGCGACCUAAUUCAACACCGCUUAACGACUCCAAAAAUAAAAGAAAGGUUGUCGAAGAUGAACGCGAUGGUCGCAAGUGCAUGGGAUUUGAUAGGGGCCUUGAGCCAGCACAAAUUAUUGGUGCUACUGAUACAUCUGGAGAGCUCAUGUUUCUAAUGAAGUGGAAAGGCAGCGAGGAAGCCGAUUUAGUGCCUGCCAAGCAGGCUAAUGUAAAGUGUCCACAAAUUGUUAUACAAUUUUAUGAAGAGCGUCUUACCUGGCAUACGAGCAGUAAUGAUGAAGAUAAAAAUAAUACAGGCAAAGAGAAUGCCGAUUAAAUAACAAGAUCAACAAAAUCAACUAAAUCAUCUUAAUCUAUUAAUAAGUAAAAUAUGCUCAUCCGAAGAGCAACCGUUUAAAAAG
This is a messenger RNA of Teleopsis dalmanni, 850 nucleotides long. Its product is annotated as chromobox protein homolog 1-like. Lineage: Eukaryota; Metazoa; Arthropoda; Insecta; Diptera; Diopsidae. Gene Ontology annotation, biological process: chromatin organization; negative regulation of transcription by RNA polymerase II. Bases 226 to 765 code for a protein of 179 amino acids. The transcript is spliced from 4 exons. Gene Ontology annotation, molecular function: chromatin binding. Gene Ontology annotation, cellular component: nucleus; pericentric heterochromatin. The record is from RefSeq and is a predicted model, not a curated record.